This is a messenger RNA of Calypte anna (Anna's hummingbird), 1392 nucleotides long. RefSeq names its product tetratricopeptide repeat domain 29 (gene TTC29). The record is from RefSeq and is a predicted model, not a curated record. Gene Ontology annotation, molecular function: protein binding. Lineage: Eukaryota; Metazoa; Chordata; Aves; Apodiformes; Trochilidae.
AUGAAAGUGUUGCCUCAAGCCAUCCUGCAAAGCCCACUGGAGCAUCCCAGGUUCAUAGAGCAGACAGUUUGCCCCCCAUUAGACUUUGCAAGGAUUUAUUUGAUCACAGACAAGGAUGGCAUAGAUGAUUAUGUGGCGAAGAAUAUCAAAGGGCUGUCAAAACAAGAAGCUGCUGCGAACAGGAAUUCAUACAAGAAGAACAUCUGCAUAGACAUGCUGCGGCAGGGUUAUCACAAGUCCUUCUCCGAGCUCUUCACUCUGAUACAGAAGUGGAAUGCCUUGAGGGAGGCUGCAGGGCCUGGGUCAGCCAUAUGGCAGCAGAAAUCCCUGGAGGAGCAGCCUGAUAAGCUGGAUCAGCUUCACCACUUCCUGACCAGGGCUGAGGCAGCCCAGCGAGCAGGGCACUAUGAGGAGGUGUAUGAUAACCAGCUUAACUUGGCCUACUAUUUCAAUGACCCUGAGGACAAAUGGUUAAGAAAUUACUUUUAUGAGCAAUGUUUUAACACCGCUCAACUGGUGAAGAUUGAUGGUGGGAAAAGAGAGGCACAAGCCCAUGCAAAUAUGGGCCUCAUCAAUGAGGAACAAGGUCAUGUCAUGAAAGCUGCUGAACAUUAUGAAGCAUUUUAUCAGCUAACAGAGGGUUUGACGUGGAAGGAUGAGACAGGCCGUACUUACAAUUCACUGGCAUGUGAGCAUCUCUGGAGAAUUUAUACAAUACUAGCAGACAAAAUGUUAGAAAAUAAAGAACACCAACAGGCCAUCAAAACGCUAACGAAAUCUUUAAAACUGGCAAAAGAAGGCAGUGGUAUGAAGAUGGAAGGAGAAGCUGCAUAUUGCUUAAGCAUAGCAUAUAAUGCUGCUGGAGAACAACAGAAAGCAUUAUCAAUUUUGAACACUUCUAUAGAAAUCUUCACAGAACUUUGUGAUUCUGCUGGCCUAGGCAGAGCAUAUGCAGCAACAACUGAGAUCCUGGCAAGUCAGGGAAAAGUGGCUGAAACUAUGAAGUACUUGGGAGAGUUUAUGAAAACUGCUGAGAACGCUCAUCUAAGCCAAAGUCUGGUGGAUUCGUGUGUAUUACUUGGGAAUACUUACAAUGAAAGAGGGAACUAUAGUAAAGCUGUUGAAAAAUUUGUCCAGGCUUUUGAGGCAGCACAAAAGUUAAAAGAUUUGCCUUUAUUGGAUGAAACAAAGACUUACUGUGGCAUUGCGAAGGCUCAUGAGCUGAUGGUGGCAUUUAACAGCCUUAUAGAAGCAGAAGAUCCUGUUAGCCUCAAGUACCUGCUGGCAUGGAAGGAGAACAGAAGUGACAUGUGCACUGACCCUCUUACAGUUGAACUUGAUAAAAAAACAAGUGCUUCGAUGCUCCCGUGACCUCUUCCAGAGACACCAGUU